GGCGAGGAUAAAGCAAGAUGGCGUCUGACGGUGAAGACGUUAUUGCAGUCGUCACAGUUCAGUGUUCUUAAUCUGUGCCUCCAUGUACACAUAUAUGUCCUUUAUUAGACUCUAGUAAAUAGAGUAAACAUCGUUAAUAACUGUUUGCAUCCGGUUAUAUUAGUCUGAGCGCACUUUGAUGCUUCUCGAGCUAGCUUAGCCUGCUAGUUAGCUUAGCUUGUUAGCUGCUAACAAAGAGAGGCGGAAGUGAUCAAAACACAUCACUAAGUAGAGAUCAAGUGUGAGUGUAAAGUGUUGUGAUUGUGUGAAAAUGUGCCAAAGAACCACAGCAGAGUACGAGGAGGAACUUUGUCCAACAAAAGAGGAGAAGGAGCGACAACAUGAAAAACAUCAAGUUGUGUUACACAGAACAGACAUCCAUCAGCCGAUUGAACACCAAGAAGAAUGUCUCCCUCAUCUGCAGGGGGACAGUUUCACUGUAAAGUAUCCACAGCCCUCACAUUUUAAAGGGGACAAGGGGGAUUCACAGCCCUUUUAUUUUAAAGAGGAAGAGGGGGGAGAGUGUCCUGUAGGGCAGGAGGAGGCUGAUGUCAGCAAGUUUCCACUGACUGUUGUCUCUGUGAAGACUGAAGAGCAUGAAGACAAACCACCUGAGUCCUCACAGCUUCAUCACAGUCCAAACGUUGAAGAAGAACCUCUACCCCAUGAGCAGGAGGAGGAACCACAGUCACCCCACAUACACGAGGAAGAAGAGGUACCACAUUACCAACACAUUAAAGAGGGAAGAGAGGAGGCACAUCCCCCCCACAUUAAAGAGGAAGACGAGACGCCACAGACCCAUAAUGUUAAACUGACCCCUCACAUUAAAGGGCAAGCGGAGGACCCACUGAACUUACACAGCAAAAAUGCAGAAGAGGGCCCACUGACCUCUCACAUUAAAAAGGAAGAGGAGGACCUAUUGACCCCCUGCUUUAAAGAGGAAGAGGAGGUCCAAGAGCCGCCGCACAUUAGAGAGGAAGAGGAGGAAGAGGGCAUCAGUCAGCCUAACUGGUUGGAGGAGUUCCCAGUGACUGGUGUCCCUGUGAAGAGUGAAGAUGAUGAGGUGAAAGGUGAAAGUGAGGAGAGGGGAGGGGGGGAGCCUCCAAGCAGCAGCUCAACACAACACAUGACAACAGAAGCUGAUGGAGACCACUGUGGAGGAUCACAAGCAGACAAGCUCUUAGCUCCACUAUCAGAUAGUGAGGACACAACGUCACACUCUCCUGACACUGAUGAUGAAGACUCUAAAGAUGAUAAGACAUGUCACACUGACAACACUCACUUCACAUGUUCUCUCUGUGAGAAAACAUUUCGUUACCGUUCUUAUCUGAAAAGACACAUGAGAACACACACUGGAGAAAAACCUUUUUCUUGUUCAAUCUGUGGUAAAGGUUUUACACAAAGUCAAAAUGUGAAAGUACACAUGAGAACACACACUGGAGAAAAACCUUUUUCUUGCUCAGAAUGUGGUAAAGGUUUUGUUCUCAGUAAACAUUUGAAAGUACACAUGAGAACACACACUGGAGAAAAACCUUAUGUCUGUUCAAUCUGUGGUAAAGGUUUUGUAGAAAGUCGCAAUUUGAAAGUACACAUGAGAACACACACUGGUGAAAAACAUUUUAUCUGUUCAAUCUGUGGUAAAGGUUUUGCACAAAAUCAACAUAUGAAAAGACAUAUGAGAACACACACUGGUGAAAAACCUUUUUCCUGUUCAACCUGUGGUAAAAGUUUUACAAGAAGUGCAGAUGUGAAAGGACACACUAGAACACACACUGUUGAAAAAUCACAUUCCUGUUCAAUCUGCGACAGAAGUUUUGGUCAACGAUCAGCACUUGUAGCACACAUGAGAAGACACCCAUGAGAGAAAGUGUUGAGUUGCAGUGUGUGUGGUGAAAGAUUGUCUUCUAAGUACCAGUGUAAGAAACACAAGUGUGCUGGUGAGAACAGCAGCAGCAAAUGAAACUGCAGGAUUUGAAAUAAACUGUCCAGACUUUCAUUUUGACUUUCUAACAACAUCAGCACAUAUAACAUGUGUGACAUUGUUGUUUGUCUAACAAUCUGUUUAAUAUGCUUCUACAUGUACAGAUUAGAUAUAUUUGUAUUAAUGCUUUUUUCAGUCAAGUACAUGCAUUAAUUUGCAACUUUGUGUUCUUUUUUUAAACAUUGGACAGAACAAUUUGACUGAAAAGUUGAAAGUAAACAGUACAGGACAUAUUUGACAUA
Molecule: messenger RNA, 2262 nt
Organism: Nerophis ophidion (straightnose pipefish)
Lineage: Eukaryota; Metazoa; Chordata; Actinopteri; Syngnathiformes; Syngnathidae
Product: gastrula zinc finger protein XlCGF57.1-like
Exons: 3
Coding region: 311-1900 (529 amino acids)
Biological process (GO): regulation of transcription by RNA polymerase II
Cellular component (GO): nucleus
Molecular function (GO): DNA-binding transcription factor activity, RNA polymerase II-specific; RNA polymerase II cis-regulatory region sequence-specific DNA binding
Source: RefSeq, a predicted model, not a curated record